CAAAAUGAGUAAAACAAGCUUAGUUAAGCCUGCAGCUGUGGAAGAGAACCUUAAUCCUGCUGUCAGCCCAGAGGCGUCUGACACUCGACAGGAAUUAGUCCAAAAUGUCGUUCCGCAAGAGGUGGUAGGAGAGUCCUUCAAAACUUUACAGUUACUGAAGGGAUGGCCUCUUGUAUUGUUCAUUUUGAACAAGGGAGAAGAAACUUAUAAAUCUGUGAAGCAUAGCACUAAAGUAACUGAAAUUGGCCUAAAUAUUUCCGAGAAAGUGGCGACAGCUGUCACAAAUUGUACUGGCAAUAUAAUUCAAAAAAUCAAGCCCGUGUUGAAGUUGGUAGAUAAUCCAGCGAGCGAAGGUCUGGAGCGAUUGGAGAAAAACUUUCCUGUUGUCAAAGAAUCACCCGAGAAGAUCUACGAUAGCGUCGUUGGACGUUUAGUGAGUUUCAUUAGCCCAGCAGUAAAUACAGCGGUCAUGGUAACUGAGGUCGGACGGAAGCAAGUGAAAAGAACUACAAAAACUAUAGUUAAAUCCUCUCGCAAGGUGAUUGCGCUGGUGGAAAACCGGUUGGAGAGAUUUGAGCAAUACAUGGCUGGAACGAGGCUGGAGAUCGCUACAGAGCAGUCAGGACAAGCGUCCACUUCCCUAGAGUCGGAAGCAGUGGCCGGCACUGCGUGCGCUCGUAAGCUGAGAGCGGCGGCCGGCGCCUGUUUGCGCUCAGCGACGUCGCUGUUCAUGUUCUGGCUGGGCACCUCGUUCUGGCUGCUCGAGCGCCUGCCGCUGGUCGGCCGCUUCCUGUCUGAAACCCCCGCGUCGCCGUCUCGCUCCAGCGGGAUCUCCACGGCCUCGUCCUACUCGUCACUCGCCGAUGAGCCGGCGGCUGAGGAAGCCCGGGGCAGCCAGCUGCCGCCAGAGAUCGCGGAGGCGACACAGUGACUACCUCAAAUGCAGUUAAUUCAAACAAUAGUUUCACUGUUAAAUUGUGAA
This is a messenger RNA of Schistocerca cancellata (South American locust), 982 nucleotides long. RefSeq lists its product as uncharacterized. Gene Ontology annotation, biological process: lipid storage; positive regulation of triglyceride storage. The transcript has 3 exons. The coding region runs from base 5 to 931 and encodes 308 amino acids. Gene Ontology annotation, cellular component: lipid droplet; cytosol. The record is from RefSeq and is a predicted model, not a curated record. Lineage: Eukaryota; Metazoa; Arthropoda; Insecta; Orthoptera; Acrididae.